Molecule: messenger RNA, 5421 nt
Organism: Molossus molossus (Pallas's mastiff bat)
Lineage: Eukaryota; Metazoa; Chordata; Mammalia; Chiroptera; Molossidae
Gene: TUT7
Product: terminal uridylyl transferase 7
Exons: 26
Coding region: 16-4479 (1487 amino acids)
Molecular function (GO): nucleic acid binding; RNA uridylyltransferase activity; zinc ion binding
Source: RefSeq, a predicted model, not a curated record
UUGAAGUCAAAGACCAUGGGAGAUGCAGCAAAACCUUAUUUUGUGAAGCGUCCUAAAGACCGAGGGACUAUAGAUGAUGAGGAUUUCAGAAGGAGUCACCCUCCACAAGAUUAUUUAAUAAUGGAUGAUUAUGCUAAAGGCCAUAAUAGUAAAAUGGAAAAAGGCCUUCCUAAGAAAAAAAUAACACCAGGGAACUAUGGGAAUACCCCUAGAAAAAGACCAUAUGCUGUUUCCAGCAAUCCAUAUGCAUUUAAAAACCCAAUUUACAGUCAGCCCACUUGGAUAAAUGACAACCACAAAGAUCACAGUAAGAGAUGGCUAUCAGAUGAACUUGCUGGUAAUUCAGAGAAUAGGAGAGAUUUCAAGCCUGGACCUAGAAUUCCUGUUAUAAACCAACCAAGAAAAGACUCUUUUCAAGAAAAUGAAGAUGGAUAUAGGUGGCAAGAUGGAAGAGGCUGUAGAACUGUAAGGCGACUAUUUCAUAAAGACCUGACGAGCCUAGAAACCAUGUCAGAAGUGGAAGCAGGAAGCCACGAAAACAAGAAGCAGAAGUCCAGACCUAGGAAGCCACGGAGGAUGAGAAAUGGGGAAAAUGAACUAGACGGAGACUUGGAAGGCCCUGUGAUUGAUGAGUCUGUGCUUUCAACAAAGGAGCUCCUGGGUUUACAGCAGGCUGAGGAGCGAUUGAAAAGAGACUGUAUUGACAGGCUGAAAAGGCGACCAAGAAACUACCCUACAGCAAAGUACACCUGCAAACUUUGUGAUGUUUUAAUUGAAUCCAUUGCAUUUGCCCAUAAGCAUAUCAAGGAGAAGAGGCACAAGAAAAACAUUAAGGAAAAACAGGAGGAAGAGUUGCUCACUACUUUACCCCCGCCUACGCCCUCCCAGAUAAAUGCAAUUGGUAUUGCCAUUGACAGAGUGGUACAGGAGUUUGGCUUACACAAUGAGAACAUGGAACAGAGACUAGAUAUUAAACGUAUCAUGGAAAAUGUGUUCCAACACAAGUUACCAGAUUGUUCUCUGAGAUUAUAUGGGUCAUCCUGUAGCCUAUUGGGUUUCAAAAAUUCAGAUGUAAACAUUGACAUUCAAUUUCCAGCCAAUAUGUCUCAGCCAGAUGUUCUUCUGCUUGUUCAGGAAUGUUUAAAGAACAGUGAUUCUUUUAUUGAUGUUGAUGCCGAUUUCCAUGCUAGGGUGCCAGUGGUGGUGUGCAGAGAGAAGCAAAGUGGUCUUUUUUGUAAAGUGAGUGCAGGAAAUGAAAAUGCUUGUCAGACAACAAAUCACUUAACUGCCCUUGGAAAACUAGAAUCGAAGCUGGUUCCUUUGGUGAUUGCAUUUAGGUACUGGGCAAAGCUUUGCAGUAUAGAUCACCCUGAAGAAGGAGGUUUGCCACCUUAUGUGUUUGCCCUGAUGACCGUUUUCUUUCUUCAACAGAGGAAAGAACCCCUUCUGCCUGUUUAUCUGGGAUCAUGGAUUGAAGGAUUCUCAUUAAAAAACCUAGGCAACUUCAGCCUAAAAGAUAUUCAGAAAGAUGUCGUGGUCUGGGAAUACACUGAUAAUGCCACAGGGGAUGUAAACACAGCAAAAGAAGAGGCACCAAAAAAAAUACCUGUUAAAAGGGGACAGGUAUCAUUAAUAUUUGAUUUAAAGCACCAGCCUUCAGUACCAGUUGGGCAGCUCUGGGUGGAAUUGCUUCGAUUCUAUGCUUUAGAAUUUAAUUUGGCUGAUUUAGUGAUAAGUAUUCGAGUCAAAGAAAUGAUAUCUCGUGAAUCAAAGGAUUGGCCCAAAAAGCGCAUUGCCAUUGAAGAUCCCUAUUCUGUUAAAAGAAAUGUGGCAAGGACCCUAAAUAAUCAACCUGUGUUUGAAUACAUACUUCAUUGUUUAAGGACAACAUAUAAAUAUUUUGCUCUUCCACACAAAAUCACAAAAUCCAGCCUCCCAAAGCAUCUGAGUACUGUUACAUGUAUUUCAGAACAUUCCAAAGAAGUAGCAAAGCGUGAUCCAGAUUUACAAGCAAAAAAUGAUCAACUCAAAAACUCAGUUGUGGCUCAGGGUCCUAGUGCUCCCAGUUCAGCUGCAAACACCUGCAAGGUACAGCCACUUACUCUAAAAGAGACUCCUGAAAGCUUUGGAAGCCCACCAACAGAGGGAACAGAAAACACACACGUCAGUGUACAGCUGGAAAACACAGAUUAUAUCAAGACAGAAGUCAGUUGUGAUCAUCAUGAGGAUAUUAAUGUACAUCAUCAAGAAACAGGAAGUAAAACAGAGAAAGAAAAAAUUGGAAGGAAGAGCAAGCAUCCUUUGACUGCUGAUGCUCAAGAUAUAAGCAGUAGCAAAUGUGGAGAGCCUCUCGUCUCGGGUAGCACACGAAAUACUGAGACAGAUAGCAGUUUGGAUUUAGAGGGCUUUGAAAAUCCUAUGGUUAAAGAAUGCGAUGGAUUUGCUACUUUAGAUAGCAGUGUUGAUGUUGAUGAAAGCUUAGAAGGUCCUGAUGAACUAGAAGAUGCUCUGAGUCAUUUUGCCCCUUUAAGACAAGGCCAGAUAUCAGGAAUCAUCCACUCUGAUGAGGAGGAGGAAGAGGAGGGGGAGGAGGAUGAAGAACCCAGGCUCUCUGUUACUGGAAAAGAAGAUGAGGACACUGCCUACACUGGAUCAGGGGAUGAGGAUGCCCUGUCUGAAGAGGAUGAGGAGGUAGGCAAGUCUAAGGAUGAAGACUUACAAGAAAGUGGAAAAGAUGUGGAUGGAGUUCUACCAAUGGAACUUAAUAAAAUCAGUCUUAAGGAGGAAAGUGUAUGUGAAGAAAAUUCAACUGUGGGUCCAUCUGAUUUCUUCUAUGAGUUUAGUAAACUCACCUUCACAAAAGGCAAGUCUCCUACAGUAGUGUGCAGUUUAUGUAAACGAGAGGGUCAUCUAAAGAAGGAUUGCCCUGAAGACUUCAAAAGAAUCCAGCUGGAACCUUUGCCACCAUUAACACCCAAAUUUACAAAUAUCCUAGAUCAAGUUUGCAUCCAGUGUUAUAAGGAUUUUUCUCCGACUAUUUUAGAAGAUCAGGCUCGCGAACAUAUUCGACAAAACCUAGAAAGUUUCAUAAGACAGGAGUUUCCAGGAACUAAAUUGAGCUUGUUUGGCUCCUCCAAAAAUGGAUUUGGGUUCAAACAGAGUGACCUUGACGUCUGUAUGACAAUUAAUGGACUUGAAACUGCUGAGGGGUUGGACUGUGUAAGAACUAUUGAAGAAUUGGCUAGAGUCCUCAAAAAACAUUCAGGGCUGAGAAACAUCUUGCCUAUUACAACAGCAAAGGUGCCCAUUGUAAAGUUCUUCCAUUUGAGAAGUGGUCUGGAAGUGGACAUCAGUUUGUAUAACACAUUGGCUCUUCAUAACACAAGGCUCUUAUCUGCUUAUUCAGCCAUUGAUCCCAGAGUGAAAUAUUUAUGCUAUACCAUGAAAGUGUUUACAAAGAUGUGUGAUAUUGGCGAUGCGUCCAGAGGCAGCUUAUCGUCAUAUGCAUACACACUUAUGGUGCUAUAUUUUCUCCAGCAGAGGACUCCUCCAGUCAUUCCUGUCCUUCAAGAGAUAUACAAAGGUGAAAAGAAACCUGAAAUAUUUGUUGAUGGCUGGAAUAUUUAUUUUUUUGAUCAAAUAGAUGAACUGCCUAGCUUUUGGCCAGAAUAUGGAAAAAAUACAGAAUCUGUUGGACAACUCUGGUUGGGACUUCUUCGUUUCUACACAGAGGAGUUUGAUUUUAAAGAACAUGUUAUUAGCAUCAGAAGAAAAAGUCUGCUUACAACUUUUAAGAAACAGUGGACCUCAAAAUAUAUUGUUAUUGAAGAUCCUUUUGAUUUGAAUCAUAAUCUUGGAGCUGGAUUGUCAAGGAAAAUGACCAAUUUUAUCAUGAAAGCAUUUAUCAAUGGUAGAAGAGUAUUUGGUAUUCCAGUCAAAGGAUUUCCAAAGGACUACCCCUCAAAAAUGGAGUACUUUUUUGAUCCAGAUGUGCUAACUGAAGGAGAGUUGGCCCCAAAUGAUAGAUGUUGCCGAAUUUGUGGGAAAAUUGGACACUUCAUGAAGGACUGUCCUUUGAGGAAAAAAGUGAGGCGACGGCGAGAUCAGGAGGAUACCCUAAACCAAAGAUACCCUGAGAACAAAGAGAAAAGAAGCAAAGAGGACAAAGAAGUUCAAAACAAGUACACAGAGAGAGAGGUGUCAGCCAAAGAGGAUAAGCCCAUGCCGUGCACACCUCAGAAAGGGAAGCCAGUGAAGGCAGCUGUUGAUCUGGGGAGAGAGAAAAUGCUCAGGCCACCAAUGGAAAAAUGGAAGAGACAGGAUGACAAAGACUUGCGAGAAAAACGUUGUUUUAUUUGUGGACGAGAAGGGCACAUUAAAAAGGAAUGCCCACAGUUUAAAGGCUCUCCAGGUAGCCUUUCCAGUAAAUAUAUGACUCAGGGAAAAGCCUCAGCGAAGAGGACCCAGCAGGAAUCAUGAGGGAAGGGAAAGGCAACGUUCUACAUGGCCACUCAGGCGUUCCUAAUCACUUUGAAAAUUAGGUUCAUUUUACCGGACUCAGAAGCAUAGAUCAACUUAACAUUUAAUGAAAAUGUCAGAUUUUUUUUUAACUGAAUGAAAUUCAUAAUAAGGAAAAAAUUUUAAUGUAGUCUUAUGUACCACAAAUCCUCAUAGAUUUAAGGAUUUUAAUAGAAAGCCAUGAUGUAUGUAUUUAAACCAGGUUUUAAAAAAAAAAAAAAUGUAACUAUGGGCCAGUAUUCAGUGAAUACAAUUUCGUGGUUUUUAAUUCUUUCAAAACACACUAAAAUGGUGUGCUGAUAAACUCCAAGUAAAUUAAUCCUUUCUUUCCUGUAAAUCCCUUUUUUGUUUUAAAGAGGGGAAAUUAUAUUUAUUGUUGUUUACUGAAUCCUGUGUGAAAGUGUGUCAAAUAUGUGUGAACUGCUACUACUGUAUUUACAAUUUACAAACCUUACUUUAUUGAUAUUUGUAGAAGUGAUAACAUGAACAUAAUUAUCUGUUUAUGUGUCUUCCAUGGAUGAGCAAUGCCAAUGAAGGGCUUUUUGUUUUUCCCCCCUCUCUAAUUCUAAUUAAGUUGACAUAUUACUCCUAUGCUCAUAAAAAUGAAGUGAGGAAAACAAGUAGUCCUGUUUGCUGCUAAAAACAUUUUCAAAGGAAAAAUGACAAAUAAAAGUUCUUUUCAAUUUUUAUGAUAUUCAGAAAUUAGGGUGGAGAACUUUAAAAAAUCCCUGGAGAUUAAAGAGGCCAUCUCUACCAAUCACAAGUUUGGUUGGUGUCAUUUUGAGUCUGACUGGAACCCUUAUGGAAAUGUUUCUGUAACUUCACAAGCCCUUCAGAAGUAGUACAUGGUCAGAACUAUGCUUCAAUUUGAUUGUGAAAUAAAAGCAAAAUUUUGACCAGUAA